Closterium sp. NIES-65 is the source of this 1407-nucleotide messenger RNA. The record is from the annotation of a GenBank genome assembly. Lineage: Eukaryota; Viridiplantae; Streptophyta; Zygnematophyceae; Desmidiales; Closteriaceae.
AUGGCGGGGCGUCCCGAGUCCGUGCGGCUCGUCGUGAGACUCGAUCCCUUCGCCACUACGCACAUCAAUUACGCGCACCUCCUUCGACAAGCUUCUCCCGCACAGCCUUCCGCGCCUCUUCCGCCGCUUCCUUCGGGGCCGCUCCAGUCGGCGGAAGGCGCGGAAAGCGGUGAAGUUCGCGGCGAGGCGGAGGCGGAUGGCGCAGCGGCGACGGGCAGCAGCGAGAAGGAGCGAGCGGGAGGCGAUGCGCAGCCGGGAAGUGCGGCUUCGCUGGGCUCCGACAGCGACGACGACGAUGGCGGCAUGGAUGAUGGGCGCGCGGGCGCAGAGGGGGCGGACGGGGGAAGGGCGGGGCAGCGCGGUGACGAGGGACCAGCAUGGGGCGGCGAGGGGGAGGGGGGAGCGGGCGAGGAGGGGUGGGAGGGGUGGUGGGAGGGUGGUGAGUGGGAGGAGGAGUACGACACGGCCGACCCCUUCAUUGAUGACUCUGACCUCAAGGAGUAUUUCUCCUCCAACCGCAAGGCAAAGCGACCUGGCUUCUUCGUCAACCGAUCCGACCCCCAACACUCACCGCCCAGUGCCAUGCCAUGCUCCCUCCACUCACAACUCACACGUCUCCCUCUCAACCUUCUCUCAUCACUCUGGCGCCUUCUAUGUGCUCAUCUUCAAUUCGUCUUCACCCUUCUUUACCCAUCACUCCCACUUCCCACCGCCCGCUGCCGCUACUCGUCCGUCCUCGCGCCUGCCACCAGUCCUGCCUCGCCGAUGGGGUCGCCAUCAGCGGCAGCACGGGCAGCAGGGGGGGCGUCACUGAGGGGCACGCUGCGGGGCGUCAAGCAGGCGGCCAGGGCGGCGGGGGGGGUGGUGGCAGGGAGGGGCGGGCGCGGCAGGGGCGGGCACAGGGCGCAGCAUGUGACAGCGCUGGGCGUGCGGCGCAGGGGGGCGCUGAAAGGGGGGUUUGGCGGGCAGGGGGGGCGCGGGUCAGGCGUGGGGCACAUGGUGAUUGGCAUGCGCGGCAGGGGCAGGAGCAGAGGGAGGGGGCGCGGGAGAGGGCAAGGGAGGGGACCGGCGCAUGGUGCUGCUACUGCUAACGCUGCUGGUGGUGGCGGUGGCGGUGGUGUGCUGAGAGGAGGCAAGCGGGGGGUUGAUAGAGGCAAAGAUGUGAGGCAUGCAGCAAAGGAUGGUGCUGCUGUGGGUGACCAUGCUUGGCACAUGAAAGACGAGGCUGUUCUCUAUGCAACAUGGCAGCGAGGGGUUGUAUUGUGGAGUGCCAAGGUGGCUCUGAGUGAGCUGCAGUCUCUGAUACAUGGUGGUGGAGGGUUCCUUGGCUUCUGCAAUGGGGCCGCUGGUACACUGCCCUCUGUACAGAUGGGAGAGAUGGGAUCAGUAGGAUCAUGGAAAGACUAG